Messenger RNA from Trichogramma pretiosum, 1442 nucleotides. RefSeq names its product ubiquinone biosynthesis O-methyltransferase (gene Coq3). Lineage: Eukaryota; Metazoa; Arthropoda; Insecta; Hymenoptera; Trichogrammatidae. Gene Ontology annotation, molecular function: 2-methoxy-6-polyprenyl-1,4-benzoquinol methyltransferase activity. Gene Ontology annotation, biological process: ubiquinone biosynthetic process. The transcript has 4 exons. The record is from RefSeq and is a predicted model, not a curated record. The coding region runs from base 145 to 1017 and encodes 290 amino acids.
GUAUAAACAUAGUCUGCAAAUUUCAGUGUAUGAUGCAGUAUUGCACAGUUUAAGUUGCGUUGGCUUAAAAGUAACCACAGUCUCGAAUUCAAAAGGUUUUAAAAUAAAAACAAGGGUUUUACCAAAUUAUUUUUCAUAUUCACCAUGAAGGCCUUGAGAAGUCAUUCAUUAUUGAAUCAAACAGCGAAAUCAUGUCUUGGAUUUAGUCAGAAGUAUAGUAAUACUGCACUGAUGAGGAAUCAACAUGAAACAAGAUCAAAUUCAACUGUUGAUUUUCAAGAUGUUUUAAACCAUUCUAAACAUAGCGACAACUGGUGGGAUCCUAAUGGAGAAAUGGGAGCUCUUCAUAAGAUGAAUUCUCUGAGAGUUAAAUUUGUCAAAGAUGGAUUGAUAAAUAACGGGUUCAAAGAAACUAAUUUCAGCCACCCUUUGGAAGGCAUUAAACUUUUGGAUGUUGGUUGUGGUGGUGGUAUUCUAUCUGAGCCUCUUGCUAGAAUUGGUGCUAAUGUUACUGGGUUAGAUGCUUCAAAAGAAUUGAUAUCCAUUGCACAAGAACAUGCAAGCUUGGAUAAGGAUCUAUCAUCAAAUUUGACCUAUGUACAUUCAUCAAUUGAAGAUUUUUCUGAAGAUAAAGAAGAAGUAUUUGAUGCGAUAGUUGCAUCAGAAAUUCUUGAACACGUAAUCGACAAAGAUUUAUUUUUAAGGAGUUGUUCAAAAGUAUUAAAACCACAAGGCUCUAUUUUUAUUACAACUUUAAAUAAAAAUAUGAUAUCUUGGCUUGGAGGAAUUGUUGGAGCUGAAUACAUCUUAAGACUUUUACCUGUAGGAACACAUGAUUGGAAUAAGUUUAUUACUCCUGAGGAAACAAAGCAGUUAUUAGAAAAAAAUCAUUGCAAAACAAAAUUAGUACAUGGAAUGCUAUAUAAUCCAGUUACACAUGAGUGGUCAUGGACAUCGUCAACAGCUAUAAAUUAUGCUAUUCAUGCAGUAAAAGUAGAAUCUGUAAAAAAGGAAUGAUAAUUUAAAAAAUAAUAAUUCCGAAGAACUAUUUUUAAGGAGAUACCAAGGCCAGACCCAUAUGAUUAUUUUCAAAUUUAGUUUUUGAGAUUUUCACUAAAUAUUUCUUAAAAAGCUAUGUGCAGGUCUUAACUUUGUUGUUUUUUUAGACAUUUACGUAGGUUUUUACAAAAAUAUAAAACAAAAUCUCGGAAAAUACGUUUCAAAAUGUUAAAAGUAAUUUGGCUUUGGUACCUACCCUUGAAAUUUUAUCUCAAGUAUUUUUUACAUUACUUUGUACAGAAUUGAAUUUAAUAAUGUUGUGUAAAUUUGAUAUUGCCUGACUGUAGUUUUAUUUAUCAUAGUUUAAAUUUACAAGAUUAAAAACAAUUAAUCUUGAUUUUUUUGUGAUUUUUACCAAAUAAAAUUAGUGAUUAUUACACGAA